AUGAACUAUCCAUCUAAUUUGUAUCUGUUUCCGUAUAGCCGGCCCUUAAGAAGAUACUCAGUACCAGCAUCAACAUCCCAAGCUUCCAAGGACCUAUGGUCGUCAGUACGGCGAGUGCGUAAUGGUCUCGUCUUCACAUCUAUAAAUGAGAAGACUGUUCCUUAUAUCUGGCUCCGGGAUAACUGCCGCUGUAGUAGCUGCGUUCACCAAGCCACUAGGCAACGUAAUUUCGACAUCUUCGAGUUACCUGAAGACAUCAAACCGUCCAAAGUGACGGCCAACGAAGCUGGCCUUGAGAUUCAGUGGUCUCACGAAUCACACACAAGCUUUUACUCCUGGGAUUUUCUAGAGAUAUAUAUCAAAGGAGAGCGGCCGGCGCCUGAAGAUGUCCCCCCUGAGUAUUUCGGGGCUGGAGGGCCGUCCGAAUCCAAUAUAGAGUACGGAGAAUUCCUAAAAGAUAAGACACGAGCCGUUGGACGGGUGACAGAUAUGAUUAAACGGAAAGGACUUGCGUUUGUGACGGGGGUGCCGACCGAAUCGGCUGACAUGACCAAGAAGCUGCUCGAGAUGAUUGCGUUCAUCCGCGUAACGCACUACGGCGGCUUCUACGAGUUUGAACCAGGUCUAGAGCAUGCCGAUACUGCUUAUACCAACGAAGCACUACCUUUACACACGGAUACUACUUACUUUUCUGACCCCUGUGGGCUUCAAUCUUUUCACCUUCUCUCGCAUACGGACACAAGCUCCCAAGGAAGCUCAGGAGUAAACCUGGGCGGACAGUCCCUGCUUCUUGACGGUUUCCACGCUGCUCAGAUUCUUCGAAAAGAGAACCCAGAGGCGUUCAAAGUCCUAGCUAGUUUCGGGCUCCCCUUCCAUGCGAGCGGCGACGAGGGAAUCGCUAUAACUCCGGACAAGCUGUAUCCGGUGCUAGAAUGCGACUCGCACCAUAACAUGGUGCGUCGUAUCAGGUGGAAUAAAGGCGACCGAGCGGUGAACCCGCUUAGGGAUGGCACGGCGGAAUGGUAUAAGGCAGCGGCGAAAUGGAAUGAGAUAUUGAACCGGGAGGAGCUCGUCUAUCGGUUCCAGCUCGAGCCUGGUAAAGUCCUGAUUUUCAACAAUUGGCGAGUUCUGCAUGGCAGAGAAGCUUUUAUAGGCCAGAGAAGAAUGUGUGGUGGUUAUAUCAAUUACGACGAUUGGAUUUCAGCAUGGAGGAAUACAAAUCUUACUAAGAGGGAAGUUUCUAGGCAAGUCAUAGGGGAAUGA
Molecule: messenger RNA, 1263 nt
Organism: Xylaria bambusicola
Lineage: Eukaryota; Fungi; Ascomycota; Sordariomycetes; Xylariales; Xylariaceae
Product: trimethyllysine dioxygenase
Exons: 10
Coding region: 1-1263 (420 amino acids)
Biological process (GO): carnitine biosynthetic process
Cellular component (GO): mitochondrion
Molecular function (GO): trimethyllysine dioxygenase activity; iron ion binding
Source: RefSeq, a predicted model, not a curated record